Podospora bellae-mahoneyi is the source of this 1413-nucleotide messenger RNA. RefSeq lists its product as uncharacterized. Bases 1 to 1413 code for a protein of 470 amino acids. NCBI's taxonomy places the organism in Eukaryota, Fungi, Ascomycota, Sordariomycetes, Sordariales, Podosporaceae. Gene Ontology annotation, biological process: protein modification process. Gene Ontology annotation, cellular component: P-body. The transcript has a single exon. The record is from RefSeq and is a predicted model, not a curated record.
AUGCACGUCUUCAUCAACGGGGCCUGCCCUUGGCUCAACCCCCAUCUUCGCAAGUUCAUUCUCGACCAUGUACCCGACGCCAUCUUCUAUGACAGCUUUGAGGACUUUCCCAAUGAGCCCCUGGAGGAGUCCUUUCAGUAUCUGGACGGCUGGGAGAUUGGACGCAACUUUGCAAUUCUCAACAACUCCAAGAACGGGCUGAUCAACGCCUACCCAUCCAGCGACGCUUUGGCACGCAAGGACUACCUCGCCAGGGUGGUCGACUUUUGGCGGGCAAAGAGACCCGAGAGCAAGCUGCCCGACCAUGUUCCCCUCACUGUGAGGCUCUCGCUUGACUACGCCGAGUACGUAGACGAGUCGCUCACAGCGGCCGACGAUCUGACCUUGCUGUACUCGCUGGAACAGAAUGAGAGCCGCGAGCCAAUUGAGAGAGACUGGUGGAUUUUGAAGCCGGCGCUGAUUGAUUGUGGCGCGGGAAUCCGAAUCUUCAGCACUGUGGAGGAAUUGGCUAGUCACCUGGAAUUGGCCGAGUACGAGUACACUGAUGACGAGGAAGAGGCAGAGGAAGAGGAAGAGAAGGAAAAGGAUGGCGUCUCCCUGUCGUUGCCCGGACUGAAUGCUUUGGACGCGUUGGUCACAACCAUCAGCGGGUUUGGGCUUGACGAGAAGAAGGCGCAGGGUGGGGGCAAAGGCGACCACAAACGAGUGCAGUACGUCUUCAAGAAGGACGGACGGAUUCCUUCGGCACAGAUGCGGGAGUUUGUCGCGCAGCAAUACAUUGUCCGCAUACCACCAGUUGAGGGCAAGAAGUGGCAUGUCAGGGCGUACGUCUUGGCCAUGGGUCGUUUGAAGGUUCACGUGUUCCGAGAACUACUCGCUCUUUUAGCCUGCGAGGACUACCAGCCCCCAUGGGAGAACCCAAGCUUGCGGUCCAGCCUCACCAACACGGCUCUCCAGGAUGAGGACGAGUUUGUCAGCAACGAGUCCAUGAGAGACUUUUGGUCGGACGCAGUGCCCGAGAAGCUGUUGGGGGAUGGGUGGAAGGAGGUCGUCUGGGACCAGAUAUGCAACGUGACAGCGGAACUGUUCAAGGCUGCUGCGCACACCAUGGCUGAUAAGUUCAACACGGUUGGCAAAUCGUUCGAGCUUUUCGCUGCUGACUUUUUGGUCGAUGACAACGGAAAGGUGUGGCUGUUGGAGGUGAACGAAACACCGGCCUUUUACAACCAUGACAAGGCUGGAGAGUUGGCGCUUCGGCUGAUGGAGAGCGUUGUGUUUGCCGCAAUGGAGCAUAUGGGCAAGGCGCGAGCUGGGGAUGGGAAGUUCGAUGCUGUCAAGAGUCGAUUUGUCAGGGUGUUGGACGAAACCACAAACCUGCCUAGGAGUCAGAUUACAGAGAUAAACUGUUCUUGA